Molecule: messenger RNA, 318 nt
Organism: Trichomonas vaginalis G3
Lineage: Eukaryota; Parabasalia; Trichomonadida; Trichomonadidae
Exons: 1
Coding region: 1-318 (105 amino acids)
Source: RefSeq, a predicted model, not a curated record
AUGACAAAGUUACAAGGUAUCCAUGAGAAGAAUAUUGAUUAUAAGGAAAAGUAUCAAGCAAGUCUUACUAAGUUUUGGGAACUACAGAAAUUAGAAACAACAAAAGAAGAAGAGCAAUAUAAUCAAAAAGUUAUUGAAUUUGGAGAAACAGUUGAUCAAUGGCAACGAAAUAUUGCCGAGCUUCAAAACGAAAAUAAAAUUCAACUUCAAAAGCUUAAAGAUUCAAAUUAUGAUCAAAUUAGAGCCACUUACGAAGCGGCACAAAAAGAGUUAGAGAGACUUGAAAGACUAAGAGAUGUUCUAUCAACAUUUAAUUAA